Molecule: messenger RNA, 10241 nt
Organism: Mya arenaria
Lineage: Eukaryota; Metazoa; Mollusca; Bivalvia; Myida; Myidae
Product: cytoplasmic polyadenylation element-binding protein 2-like
Exons: 8
Coding region: 68-1957 (629 amino acids)
Biological process (GO): negative regulation of cytoplasmic translation
Cellular component (GO): nucleus; neuron projection; synapse
Molecular function (GO): mRNA 3'-UTR binding; mRNA regulatory element binding translation repressor activity; ribosome binding
Source: RefSeq, a predicted model, not a curated record
UCAGCGAAGGACGUGGCGAAGCAGAACAAUAUUUUGUCCCCGAAUUUGUGGAAACUAACUAAUCUUAAUGGGGGAGUUCGGUGUUGGAUUGCAAUCUCUUUCGCCAGUGGAUUUUAAUCGGUUUGUGAAUAACCAGUCGUUAUUUUCUCCAGAAAAUUCACCCCGUACGAUGCAAGAUGAGGUCUCUGUCGAAAAGUCGGCUGCUAAACAGCAACUUUCACCUUCAGCGAACCAUAUUUUUGAUCAAAACUGUGAAUCUACUGGUUUAAAUGAACAUUUAAUUGUUAAGUCCUCACAAAAUGAAGGUAAAUCUGUUGAAAAUAACAUUUUGUCUUCAUCCUCACACUCACACUAUGAAACAAAUUCACAGCUGAUAACAUCCUUGGCAAACGCCAGCCAAGGAUUAUGGACGCCCCCACAGGGUGUUCCUGAAGACACAUAUGGGCAGGGUACAUUUCAGAAUGUGAAUGGCACUGUGAAUUUUCAACAUAUCCCUGCUACUGCUUUGAUUAAUUCCAGUAACUUAAUGCAAAGUCACGUCUCCAUUCCUACUCAAAGCCUAAGUCAAAGACGGGCAAUAACUGGACAGCACAAUUUUCCUCAACGACCAUUACAGCAAGGACUUGUGUUUAAUAAUGCCAAAAAUUAUCAACAGUGGAGUAAUGCACCAAGUCACACUACAUUGUCACCAUGGGCACAAGCACAGCUGCAACAGCAGCAGAGAAGAUCUGUGCCUAACAUGAACAUUCCAAAUUUCGCACAGAUGAAAAAUAUGAAGGGAUUUCCUCACACUCAGCAGUCGUUAUCUGUUAUUGCCCCGUCCAAGUUCAGAAGAAGUACCUCAUUUCCGAGCCAGAUUCAACAGGCAGGCUAUACGAAACCCCAGAUGGACUUUGUUGGUCUUGAUGAGAUUCAGAGGGAUAGCAUGUUGUCAUAUCCUGAUCGGCAUAGUUCAUGUGACACCAUGAAAUUUACCAACUUUGAAAGUCAGCUGAUGGAGAUUAUGAGAACAACUGGUAUGGACCAAGCUGAUCAAAUUAAAGCCGGCAAAGUUCCUCACCUUCUGUUUGGAGAGGAUGGGGCUGGGCUUGUGGAGGAUGGUGCCCUUGACCAGACGGUGCCCAGCCUCGGUUCUCCUGCCAACACCUCCCCUGGUAACGAACGCGUAGAGAGGUUCUCAAGGAAAGUCUUUGUCGGAGGUCUGCCUCCUGACAUUGAUGAAGAGGAGAUAACACUUGCGUUCCGGCGGUUUGGCCCUGUGGUAGUGGACUGGCCCCAUAAAGCAGAGAGCAAAUCUUACUUCCCUCCCAAAGGUUACUCCUUUCUGCUGUUUCAAGAAGAGAUAUCUGUGCAAAAUCUGAUAGAAGCCUGCAUUGUGGAUGAAGACAAACUGUACUGGUGUGUGUCCAGCCCAACCAUGAAAAACAAACCAGUACAGAUCCGUCCCUGGAAUCUCAGCGACUCAGACUUUGUGAUGGAUGGGUCUCAGCCCCUUGAUCCAAGAAAAACCAUCUUUGUUGGUGGUGUGCCACGCCCACUCAGAGCAGUUGAGCUGGCUAUGAUAAUGGACCGUCUGUACGGAGGUGUCUGCUAUGCAGGCAUUGACACAGACCCAGAACUCAAGUACCCGAAGGGAGCCGGGCGUGUGGCCUUCUCCAAUCAGCAGAGCUACAUUGCGGCAAUCAGUGCAAGAUUUGUGCAGCUACAACAUGGAGAUAUUGAUAAAAGGGUGGAGGUUAAGCCGUAUGUGCUGGAUGAUCAGAUGUGUGACGAGUGUCAGGGGGCGCGGUGCGGGGGGAAGUUUGCCCCAUUCUUCUGCGCCAACGUGACCUGCCUCCAAUACUACUGUGAGCACUGCUGGGCACAGAUUCACUCCCGACCCGGCCGAGAGUUCCAUAAGCCUCUUGUGAAAGAGGGUGCCGACCGGCCUCGCGCUGUACCCUUCCGCUGGUGCUAGCCUGUUAGUGUUGGGGAAAAAGUGGAAUAUCAAGAAUUUAUCGAUAAUGGCCCUUUGUUUAAAGGUGCAGAGUUAUAGAUGAUUAUGAUUCGUGCAUUGUUACAGAUAGUUGUUGGAGAGUUAUAUUUGAGCACUAUUUACCAAAACUGUAUAAUAGAAAACAUCUAGUAAAUGAAAUAUGAUGUACAUGGUAUAAAUUUUGUUUACUGCUACUGUGGUUAAAAUCAGAAUGCAAAAUGCUAUCAUAUCUAGAACCUUGUCAGUAAUUAAGGUUAAGUUUAACGCUUUCACAUGAUGAUUGAUAAAAAAUGAAUUUUCUACAAUAGUGAUGAUGGUGUUGGUUUCUUUUAAUAUUAUUAUUAUUAUUAUUAUUAUUAUUAUUAUUGACAUGGUAAUGUUAUGAUUAUUUUUUGGGGAUUUCAUUUAUGUAUUAUGACAGUUUAAAUAUAUUUUUUUAUAUUUCUUUUCUUUAUUCCUUUAAUUGUAUGAUUUGUGACUGAAAUGAUUGAGAAGAAUGUGAUUUUGGGCCUUUUGGGAGCCAAAACAAUAACCACCAAUAAGUGAUAGUCUCAGAAAUCCCUUUUGUACAACAGAUGAUUUUUUAUGGUGAAUGAGUGCAUUUUUCACUUUUAUAUUUGAAAGCAAUAAUCACAAAAAAUGAAGAAAAAAAUUAUAGCAUGAUAAAUCAUGUUUUUUUUUGUGUAAUCAGCUUCCAAUAGAUGUUGAAGUGAUUUUUUAAGCGUAAAAAUAUUUAUUUUUGUACAAUGUGAGCAUAUUUGGCCGUUUUGAAGACAAAUUUUGUAUUGUAGUAGUAGGAUCAAUCAUUGUAUGGCCCAGUGGUAUUGUUUUGUAUCAGUUUUAUCUUGUACAUUCCAUUUUGUGAAACUAGUCAUCCCACGUAACGUGUGUUCCACUCCUGCCAUUAUGAUUCGUCACAUUUUACAGUAACAGUCUUCUUUCAGUAUUUUAAACGUUAAACUUCAGUUGGGGACAUUGUAUUGUCUUAAUGUCAUAUAUGCACAAUAAAAUACGACUCUUUUGUAUUAUUUUAGUUUGUUUAUUUUUAUGAAGUUUUUCUUAGAUUUUACUCAAUUUCUUGCCAUGUUUGAUUUUAGUCGUUUUAUUUGCCUUCAGUUAUUAUUGUAUUAUUUUUAACAUGUUUUUGAUAGACUGUUUGUAUUUAUUUUCUUUUGAUAUGCACCUAUGUUAUAGGGCUUUUGUGUAGAUGUUUUGGUUGUUUCUUUUGAAGUUUAAGUAUAAUUAUUUAUAUCAUAAAAAUGUGCUGUCGUUUGUUGAGACAUUUUUAGCUGCAUUGAUUUUUUUUAUUUUUGUGGGUUUUGUUUGAUUCUGCGGUCAUGUUUGCUAAUGCAGUCUGUGACAUUACUUAUUUGUGGAGAUUGUCACAUCGGGCAGGUCACCAGAAAUUUUUACUUGCUCUCACUACAUGCCUUUAUGGCAGGCAAAUUACAGAAAUAAUUUAUUUAGUUUAGUGAACAUAAUUUUUGGAAAAAAAGUAAUAUACUCUGUGGGGGUAUUUUAUACACAUGUAUAAUAUAUAUUUCUAAUCAACAUUACAUAAUAAGUUAAUUACCAUAUAAACAAUUACCAUUCUUUGAUUAGUUAAAACAUUAUCUGAUCUCUUUUUACCCGAAUCCGAAAUCUGAUUCGCUUAUGAAAGGUGUCAGGCAAGUGGUUUAGGUCGCAGUCUGUUGACAAUUGUUAUAAUUAUCAAUGAAUUAUGUACCUAAUUUGGUACGUUAAAAGUCUCGCCAUCGAAUGCUUAGUUACCUACUCUAUUCUUCUUUAUCAAUUUGAAUUCUUAGCAUGUCUCAUGUAAUUGUGUGCUACUAAUAGAACAUUUUACUUGUCUUAUUAUUUUUCUUAAGUGUAUAAUGAACUUAUGAUAUAGGCUCUUGGUUUUUAAAAUUAACAUUAUCCGAUGAUUUUUUUUAAAAGAAUUGUAUUGAUUGUGUAAGAAAUUAAUUAUGGAAUUGCAUGAUAGCGAUAAUGUAAGAAAAUAUGUAAAUAUUAAGCAUUAAAUUGUCAUCAUGCAGGGGCACCCUGAGAAAGAUUUUUAUAUAUGUUUAACCGUUCGAGAUAUUUUCUAGUCACAUAAUAACCUUGGGCAAACAAAUCUACACAGUCUUGUAUGUAUGAUAUAUUAUUUUGUUUAACAAAGAAUGUAUUUUAGAGGGCGGUUGUAAUUUGCAUCAUUUCAUAUAUAUAUAUAUAUAUAUGGAAAUAUAACGUAUAUUGCAUUUUACUUAAAUAUAUCAAAGCAUCAAGUUGUACACAUUACAUGAGACAUGCAUUUGUAAUUGAGGGUUAAUGAUUUUAAUACAUUAAAAUUAAUACAUUGUUUUUGCUAUAUUCAUCUUGUAAAUUUAGGAGUAGAUCAUAAUAUGUUGAGAGAUUAACAUUUGAGUGAAGGAAAUCGCCUCAAAAUCGUGAAUAGCGAGUCGUGCGAUGAGAGGAGGCCAUCUUAUCUACGAUUGACAAGAAAAUUCAAGAUCAAGAAUUUCUGAUAAAUAUUAAACGAGUCAUAAACCAAAGAACAUUUUAUUUGAAAAAUCCAACAGACUGUCAGAGGCGAUAACAGACUUAACCUAAACUGACCAAUCAAAGUUUAAAAAUAAUCAAAACAUAGUAAUUUCUCAGAAAUAUUAAUUUGAAAAAGUGAUCGUACGAUUCAUGCUUUGAUAAAAUGGCCGCUGUGUUCUUUGGGAUAUCAUGGCUGCUGAAUCAUUGGGGUUUUAUUUUUGGUUUUAUUUUUGUUCAGCUUAUUUUGCUUGUUGUAGAGGUUAUUGUUUAGAAAAGGCAUUCAAUGACAACUGCCUUUGUGAUAAUGGUUAGUUUCAGAUAUAAUAUCGGAUAAUUUGGCAGGAAAGCUAAGCUCUAUUUGGUAAAAUUUGGUUACAACGCGUCUUGGAUGUUUAUAUAAUACUUUGAAAAACAUAUUAAAGUAUUUAUUUUAAACAAUUUUUGAUGGUGAAACUCUAUUAGUAUGCAUUUUCCACAAUAAAUGUAUACAGAAGUAUAAUAUUGUAUAAAGGCUCAAGCUUGAAGAACUAAUGUCUCCACAAAAUAUGUAUUUCAUAUAUAAUAUAACUUUCAUAUACAAAAUCAAGAUUAUGUGAAGUGCAAUGUUGUUGUGUUUUUUGGGUUUUAGUAUACUUGGAGUUCUAGUUUGUUUUAGAUUUUAUUAUUCUAGAUUCUUUAGACAUCGUUGCUCAAAGGGAAACGUACGUACUUUAGAUAUUCGCUUCAGGUUUUUGUACUUAGCGUGUAGAUAGCUUCACAUUUGUUGUUGGAUUUUUAUAGUGUGAGCAACAUAGUUUUGGUAGAAUUCAAUCAAUUAGUUUAAUGAGCCAGUGCAAUUUUGUUUUACAUAGAAUACUUGUAUGGUUUCUAGUCAGGAUUUUGCCAUAGAAAAAGCUUAUUUUAUUUAUUUUCAGUCAAAACAUCUAGUCAUAUAUGGUUGUAAAGGAGUAAUGCUUAAUUAUCAAUUAUUGUAAAUUGCAUAUUUGUUGAAAAUAUGCACACACGUAGUGUGUAAAAGAAUAAUUGGUCGAUUGCAGUAGACUCUUAAAUGAUUUCACAAACAAAUAGUACAAAUGUUUGCGAAGGUGUUGGUGUCCAUUUGCAUAUUGGAGUGUAUUUAGAGGGGUUUUAUGCUAGACUCAGUAAAAAAAAUAACAAAGUUGUUUUGAAAGUUUGCAAAGUUUUCAUAUAACUUCAUCAUAUAGAGGAUUUGAUAACAUUUGGUACCAUGAAGUGAUGGUGGAAGUGCUAGAGCAUUGUUUUUGUAUUACUGGGGUUGGAAUUUAGGAGUCAGGUUGUUUAAUACCUAUAUUGUUAUUGUAGCAUAGUCUGUUGCCUAUUUAUUAAAAUUUGUUGUUAAUAUUAUUCACCCUUUUCUUGUUAUUUUUAACUGCACUAGUGAUUCUUAUUUAACAAUACAUAUUUCAUUGUUUGAAUACUUUUAGUUAAUGUUAGUGUUUUCUUGUUCAUUUCUUAUUUUAAUAUAUAUAUUUAUAAAAAAAGUACAAAAAUAUGAGCUUUUUAUAUUCCAAUGUUGUUCUAUUUUGCCAAACUGGUAAUAUUGUAUAAUAUUGUGUCUGUUGUACAUUUGCAGAUAAAUUAUGUAAAUCUUUGUAGGUUGUGGAUAUUCCCUGUAACAUAUGGAGGUGAUUAAAAAAACAGUUUUAUUGAAAUACAUUAUACUUGUCAUGUAGAUUUUUUAUGCUUAAAUUAGCAAGGUUAAUGAAAUAAGAAGUGUCAUGCUUGAACAGCGGUACUUUAUGCACAAUUUUAAUUUCAUCCCAUUAAUUACUGUUGAGUUUUUUGUUGAGAUAAGCAGCAUAAUGAAAUGAAAAUCCAUGUGACAUAAUUUAAAUUAUAAACUGGUUAUACAUGAAAAAAUAAUAAUUUUCUUCAUCGCUCAUUUGACAAGCACACAUUAUGUCCCUGAAAUUCAUUCCAUAUAAGUUUAGAAGUUAUUUUUGUACACAUUCAAUUUAGGCCCUUGGUGUUCACUAGUUCAGCUAGAUUUACCCCAUAAUUCUUCAUUUUAUCCCAUCCUUCAUUAAAAAAAAUGAAAUGCUUUUCUCUAAGUUACUACAUAUAUAGCAGGUUGUAAGUGGUUACUUCUGAAAUUAUGAUAAUAUGUACAUUUGCUUGUAAACUGGUAUUCUAGGAUAUGUUAUCCUAAAUUACUUUUAAUAAAUGAAAUGGUACAAACCCACUAACUGCCAUACAGUCUUUAACAUCUUCCAAAGGUAAUAUUAUACUUGUAAAUAUUUAGGCAUACACUGAAAAAAAAAUUCAACACACUUUACUGGUAUUUUGCUGAUAAGAAUUUUAAAGAUAGCAUGAAACCAUAAGUUCAUAUUAUGGUUAUAAAGUUUGUAAAAAUGGCAUAAAGCUGCACUCUCACAAAUUGACCAUUUUGACAACUUUUUUUUUUUGUCUUGGAAUGAGUCCAAUUUUGAGAAAAUGUCUGGAAACCGGUGAUAUAAGACUGAUGAUAUAAAUAUCAGUUCACAGUUUUUAAAACUUUUGCUCGAAAAUUGAUGUUUUAUGGCUAAAAAAGCGUAAGAAAAAUGAAAAAAUCGGCAGUUUUUCCAAAUAAUUGUGAUCUGUUCUAAUGCACGUUAUCCUAUAUGACUGAUGCCAAUAUCAGCUGAUUCUCAAACAACAAAUGAAAAAGUUGUCAAAUCGACCAAUCUGUGAUGGUGCUGCUUUAAAGCUAAAGUUUUAGAACCAUAAUUAUGAACCUUUGUGUUCUCAUGGCUUUUUAUGGACAUGAGACACUAGGUUAUGUAGGCAAGGUUAUGUAGGCAAAGACAGAAGGGAAAAUAGCCUCUGACAUUCUGUGACAUUUUUAAAAAUGUCUGGUAUUUGACUCAUUUGAAAGCUUUCAUUUUUCAUGCACAAAUUUUUAAGAGCUGCAGCUUUUUUUUUGAAAAUGUGUGGGUUAUUUUCAUACUAUCUAGUCGGUCAGUGUUGUGAAUUACAUAUAUAAUAUUUAUAUAGAAAGUGGGUUGUAUACAGUGUUGUGAAAUGUUGUUGUGUUUUUAUUACUUAGAAUUUGGGACAAAUUUGUUAAUUUCAAUGUUGGUCUUUUUUAUUCACAAAUCAAACAUGUUUCAUAAUUUUAUCCUCUACUGUAAUUGAAUAGUGUCACAAGAUUGUCAAACAGCAGGCCCCAAUAUUACAAAAAUACUUCAGUCAGAUCUCAAUCUCAAUCUCAAAUCAUUUUACCAUAUAAAACCAUUGUAUGAUCCAAAUUCUUGCGGGUAAAACGAUUUUGUCAAUAUUUGAAAAAAAAAACAACACUAACUCUAGAGCAUAUCUUAUACUUGAGUAAUUGUUUAAAAACAAAGAAUUGUACACAAAUACAGUUUUGGCUGUAAAUUAUUCAUCCAUUAGAAUCUUUACUAAUGGCUUUAACGGACAUGUUCUAUGAUAGAAUGCUCAUUUACAAGGUUUAAAACAUACAUGAUUGAUAAUAACUUUUAAUGCUAUGUGGUAAAAUAAGUUGAGACUGAGAAUGAGAUUUGAAUUGAGUAUUUUCGUGAUAGUGAGGCCAGAAAUAACAUGCACAUAAAUCGGUUUAGCUGGUGUAAUUAUGCGUAAUGAAAUUGAACAAAUUACACAUUGUACAUUUGACAAUCUGGUGAUCGUUGUUUUGUUGAGAACCCUACCUCAGAGAUCUUAAAUUAUAAUGAAAUGAGAAUAUAAUUAAAUGCAUUACUGUAGAUGGUUUGAACUGCGAGUUUAAUUUAUACUCCUGAUGUUUCUCGAAUCAAUUUGGUGUUCCGUAAUAGGAAUCCCUGAAUCCUUCGAUAUUUUUUUGUGGGUCCCAAUAUAACGGGUAAUAAACAAGCAUAUUUAUCCCAGGGAUGCACAGUAACUUGAAAAUGGUAGUCCCUAGCCCCCAUAUUUUGUUUGGGAAUUCCUUUUGUGAAUUUGACUGCUAGCAAAAUAUCAAUUUACCCUUGUUUGCAGAAGAUAAAAUAUUAGCUUCUCAAUUGAAAACCUUGCAAACAAUGUCAGGACCAUAAUGUCAUGAAAAAAGGACCUGUGGAAUUUAUAAAAACUUUAAGUAAUUUCGGCACUAUUAAAUUGAUAUCUGUAGAAUAUGAGCAGAGUUAUUAACAAAUGCAUCUGUUCCAAAUCAUAAAUUUAAAAUUGUCUGCUUCUGCCUGUAUAUUUUUGACAUUUUCAUUUAAAUUUUAUCAGCUUAUUAAAGGAAUGUGUUGGAAAUAUUUAUGCCUGGAGAAACUAAUUUUGUGUACUGCUUAACAAAAGGUCAUUCAAAGCAAUAAAUAUAAAAAAGAAAUAAAUUCUUGUAAAAGUCAGACAUUAAGUAUCAAUGAAACAGCUGUUCUUAAUCUUUGCGCUUAGUAAAAUUUGGUGCACAGAAAUGAUUUGCUCAGUUAUACUACAGUUACCCGCCUUUACAAAUAGUUCAAGUAGCACCCAGCAAACUUAUGUUUUCUUCAUAUAAACUAGGUCCGAGAACAUGCUUGCAAAUUCAUGUCUGAUAGUUACUAUAUAUCUCCUCAUUUAAUUUUAAGAAAAAAACGUUCAAAGUAAUCAAAACAGAAAUUCUUCGAUAGAUAUUCAAAUGAAACUUGGUACACAUGUUGCCUGACGCAGAUGAUCCUAAAAUCAGGAUUUAGAGCUUUUAACUUCAGAUUAUUAUACAGUUAAAAAGAUUGUUUAAUGCUUGGACUUUGCAUCAAAAACAGUAUCAAAAACCUUGGAAUGAAUAUAAAUGACCUCCAAAAUAAUUUCAAAAGGGAUCUUGGUUCCUUAACUCUGGUUUGGGCAUGAAUACCUCAUGAUAUUUUAGAACAUUCAACAUGUAUAGCAAGUUCCAUAACACUGUCUUUAUUAAUUAACCUAGAAAUGCGCCUUGUUUGACUGAAUUUCUUUCUAGAGGAGAUUUGUUAUUCUCGCAAUGGCUCUCUUGUUGAUGUUUUUUUCUGGGAGACAAUCCAGUCGGUUUAAAAAAAGCUUUAUAUUUCUCGCAUUCACAUUCAUCCCAGCUUUGUGUCCCAGUAGUAUUUGUUUUUCUUCAUCUGUGAAGCACAAUUCAGCUUGAAAAGUAAUGAUGAAUCUUGAAUUUGUAUUUUCAUAUUUUUCUACAGAAGACAUGAUUUUAUUUUAAUAAUUAUUUUUAUAGAUUUUUGGUACGGUGUUGAUGUUUUUGUAAAGAAAAAUAAAUAUUGUGUUUGUGUUAGUGAACCUUUCAGUAGUCAAAGUUGCUCUUCUAGCUCUAUCAAAGACCUUUACAGCAUUUUUUUAUGUUCUUUGUAUUAAAAUAAAGCAGAAAUGUUAAUAUCGUCUUAGCUCACAAAGCAUUGCUAAAUAAUGUGAUUAUACGUAACCUUUCUCAAAUGCUACUUGAUCUCUUAUUUAUUUGUGACUUAAUGUAAAAGUAAGCUUUAAAAAAUAUGUUUUGCAGUUGAAAUGAAUUGGAAAAUGUUGAAAUGAAUUUAGGGAUUUAAGGGAAAAAAUUGAUUACAUGUCUAGAUAAUAUCUUUAAAAAUGUUUUGUUGAUGAAAUGAUUCAUCGACACUUUAAAACUGGUUAAUGUUUAUUAAAACUGUCAUAAGAUGAUAGAUUAACAAACAUGUUUUUUCUUUAAGCACCUUUGAUAUUACAAACCACUGUUAUAAUGUUUUAAGACACAUCUACAAGAUAUUUCUUGUUGAAAGUUUUCACCAUUUUUAAGCAUUAUAAUUAUGUAUCCAAUUCUUCAGUAAAGUUUUGU